UAGCAGGAACAUUAGCUAAAAAUGUUUUAAUGGCUAAUGGAUCUGGCUGUCAAUGUAAAAACGCCUGUGGUGUAACGGUAACAUCUUUCUCUCUAGAGAAACGAUUCAGGUUCGAAUCCUGACAGGUGCGAUUGACUUACAGAUCCUGAAAGCACUAAAAAUGCAAAGUUUUAUCUAGAAGUUUUUGUUAUUAUUUCAUUUGUAGAAUAAAUUGAACAAUGAAAAUGUAACCCUAAUUUUUUGCUGUUGAUUUUUUGUGACAUCAUAUCAAUUACAGAUCGAGAUGAAUUACUGACUGAAUGUGCUGAGUCAUGGAACAGAAGAAAAAUCGAGAAGAUGCCACAACAAUUAGCGCAAAGAUAUGUCAGGGUAAUCUGUAUUUAGAAUUGUCACGUUUCAUUUGAGAAAAACAUUAAUGGAUUUGCUGUCAUUACUUUUAAUUAUAUCAUACAGGAAGGUAUUGCCCAUGUAUUUGUUAUAUUUCAAAACUAAGAAGAAUAGUCUCCGCUCCCGAGCAUGCUAUUUUUACGAUUUUACAAUUUUGCAGUAACCAUACUUUCCAUGUUUCAGACAAGAAAAUCACUGAAAACCCUGCAGGUGGAACUAAAUAAAAUUUGCAGUGAAAACCAGAUUGACUUCAAACAGUGGAAAAAUGAAAUUCAAGAAAUUGCUCGCGCUUAGUCAAUGGCUAACAUUCGUGCGGACGUGACGGAGACAGAAGAAUAUGUUCUGGUUCUCGCUGAACUUCAUGUUAUCGGUCAGGUUCCUGACACUGUCGCCAUUUUCGAUGGGCCUUCGCUCCUGAGAUUGAAUUGGGAGCACAGGAUUUUUCGACAAAAAUUAUGCCGAGCCCGAUCUGUCUAUGAAAAGCGUGCAUUUGCAUUAAGAUGUUUGAGGAAAUUUUGUCUCAGUGAAGAGGACCACCGUCAGAUUCUAAUCCAACUUCGCAUCAAGCUUGGACAUUUCUUCCAACAAGAAAUCGAACGAUCCUAUUUGUCCAUCUUCCAAAUGUCGACUAAUGCCAGACGUCUUUCCGAUUCUUCGAAACACUUCGUAAAAUUGAUAAAGAAGUGCAAAAAAGAAAAAGAAAGUCUCAGACCAACAAUUGAGGCAUACAACUCCAUUGCAGCUGAUUUCCAGAUGCCGAUCGCCAAAGAAGAAGAAGUUGCCCGAGGGGAAAUACCUUGGCAUGUAAACUCACUUCUUUCAGGUGAGACAAUGAAAACGAAAAGAGCUGUGGUGGAGAAGAUGCUUCUCAUUACCAGAUCAAAAGAAGAACUUUCCUUGCUUCUGCGUGAAAUGAAGGACAAUGUUAAGUAUUAUAGGUCCUGCGUAUUGCCCAAACUAGCAUCUAGAAAAGAAGAAAUCCUUGAAAAAAUAAACGAUAUGAUGGCAGGAGGGGGCAUUGCAGCACAUUCACCACCAAGGGAAAUACCACUUAGGGAUCUGUCGAUAAAGAGUAGAUAUCAUGCCAAAUUGGGCAGUGUUUCUGUUGCGAAAGGAGCCCUUGCUGUCAAUCGAGAAGGGAAUGCACUUCGCACAUGUGCAAAUUGACCUUGCUGCCAAGACCUACAGGAAGCUUGUCGAUAAUGAGCCUGAAGACCAAUCUUCCCGGGAUGAUUUGGAAAGCGACUUGUACGAAGCUUUUGAGGAAUCCGACAACGAAGAUGAGACCGAAGGCCUAUCUUUCGAAGUAACUGAAGUUUUUCACGCAAGCCGAAAACACUGCUGGUCGGAUGAUGUGUACUUUGUUGAAAAAACAGAAGAUGAAAACUCUGAAAUCUUACUGCUGUCAAGUGAAAGCUUCAAUUCCUGUUUUCAAGAUAAUGGAUGUGCCAAUUCUUGUAUAUUUCGCUGCAUCAUCUUGGGAUUUUACUUCGCCUGUUCAGACUACAAAAUCCGUCACCUGCAUUGCAGAUUGGAGGUACUUCUGAGCCAGAUUUUUGAGGCCGUUCUUGAGGGAGACUGAUUGAACAUUUUUUUUUCCGACUUUGUUCCGCACUCAGCAACAGAGGCAGUUUCGUUAUUUAGCGUUUCAAACUUGAGCCCCUCCAUUGAAUUGAAGGUAGACGUGUACCUUGAGCAUCCUGAAGACGACUGUCUUCUUGAAUUUCACCUUGAUCGUCUGCUCUUCCUGAAAAAGAGAAGUGUUGUGAUUUUGACAAAUAAAGGCGAGUUGUCCUUGUUUCUUCUGGAUGGAAGGACUAUUUUAUUUGUGGACACCCACGCCAAUGAAGUUGAUUCCAUAAGAUCUGGUCCGAUAUUGAUCCGCUUGAAAGACUCCCUACAUGCUUUUGUUGACCGGGUAGCUAAAGUUCGUGGUAUCGGCACCAAUGUGAAAUGUUCAUUGGUUGUCAUACGGUAUUAAUAUGCAAACUGUACAAUUUAUCGCAGAUGUGUUUCCUUGUUAUCUCUAGGUAGCAACGUCUAGCAUACUCAAACUUAUCUCGAUUGUCAAUUUCCAAAUUGUUAUAUUUAUGUUUACUGUGGCCUAAUAGGCAGAUUGUAGAUGAUUCAAACUCUGGCGUGCUUCGAACGUAACUUUUUAUAACUCUUCAAACAUAACAAUAUAUAUAGGGUCUGGGCCCUAGCGUCCUUUCGCUGAACAAAACAUUACAUUUACUCUUUUCUUAAUAAAAAAAUUAAAACAAAAUCCUUCAACGUAUUAAUCGAGAGUUUAUUGGAUCUCCAUAAAACUGUGUCUGUAUACGACUGCGUGCAGAUCGACGAACAGGAAUUUCUUCUGUGGCUCUUUUGUGAUAUUCGACAUUAUCAUCAUCAUCAGCAGCAGCAGCAAUGUUACCGUCAAGUCUUUGUUGGACCUUUUUGAAGAAUGAAGAGUUACGGGAAAUGAAAUGAUCUCCGUGUCUAGCAACAACCUUUGAUCCAUGAACACGAACGACUUUGUAAGGUUGCACGUUAAAUCUAGAUGAGAACUUGUUCGUUUUCUUUUGCACACAGAUAACCAGGUCACCUACUUUUAUAUCGCAUUCUUUCGUGUUUCUGCGUUUAUUAGCAUAGUUCAUCGCAUUUCCCUUUCUUAGCUGAUCAUUCUCUCUUGCUUCACGAUGUCUGUUUAUGUUCUUGAGCUUUCUUGGUAGCAUGGGCAGCUUUCCUAUAACAGGUCGAUUGUAUAAUAACUGUGCUGGCGGAACUUUUGUUGUGGUAUGUGGUGUGAUUCUGUAAUUCAAAAGGAAUUUGUGAAGCUCUUGUUGCCAUUGUGGUUUUUCAAGAAUGGCAGUGCAAAUCGACCUUCCAAGGGGUUUCAUGAAAGAUUCCACUUCAGAGUUUCCUUGUGGCCAUAAAGGCGUAGAUGUUGUGUGACGUAUACCUAAUGCUUUCAUGUACCGGUGAAAUUCAUUUCCGAAAAAUGGUGGGCCGUUAUCAGACUUCAAUUUAUCAGGCAUACCAUGACUUGCAAAAAUAGCAUCCAGAUUUGGAAUGA
Messenger RNA from Rhopilema esculentum, 3445 nucleotides. NCBI's taxonomy places the organism in Eukaryota, Metazoa, Cnidaria, Scyphozoa, Rhizostomeae, Rhizostomatidae. The record is from RefSeq and is a predicted model, not a curated record.